AUGAGUGGAAACGGUAGUAAUACUAGUAUAACUAGUUCAUCUACAACUUCAGUCACACCUUCUGUUGUUGUUUCGAGUACAACAAACACUGGUGGUGGUGGCAAUACAACUUCCAAUACAUUAACACCGACAGGAACAUCAACAACAGCAACAACCAAUAUCAGUGGUAGUGGUAGUAGUAGUAGUGGUGGUGGUGGUACCAGUAUCAACAGUAGUAGUCAUAUCGGAAGUAGUAGCAGUACUGACUACACAAAGACUCACGUUGAAACUCUAACAAAGGAACUGAAACAAUUGAAAACAAAACUAGAUAACUAUGAACGUGAGAAUAAAGAUCUAAAGAAAUCAAUCUAUGAUUUAACUGCAAGAUAUGAUAUGCUUGUUUAUCAAACCGGUAAAUCACAUAAGCCAUUCAAUAUCGAUGCAAUAUUUACAUCACAAACACCAGAGGUAUCCAGUAGUGGUUCCAUAGACCAGUCGACUACACCUGUAAUCGUACCACCACCUACAUUAGUCUCCGAUGUUAACGAAGAGAGAGUAUCAUCUACACAACAAAGAACCAGUAAGAAAAUGGACGAAAGACACUUCUUUUAUAAAUUCACACUCAAAGGUCACAAUGCAAGCGUUUACUCUGUCAAGUUUUCACCAUGUGGAAAGAUGUUGGCAUCUGCAAGUUUCGAUAAGACUUUAAAGAUCUGGGAUGUUUUUAAUCAAAGAGAGAUUUCAACAUUAUCAGAACAUAAUGUAAAUGUUAGUGAAGUUGCAUGGAAUAACGAUAGUACAGAGAUUCUCUCUGGUUCAUACGACAAGACAGUAAAGCUUUGGGAUUUACAACAGCCUAGCAAAUCGAUUGCUUCGUUCAAUACCUCUGGAUUCGUGUUGGAUGUCAUGUUUUCACCGGUCGAUAACAACAUCUUCUUUGCUGGUAACACUCAGAAUCAUAUCAUUGGAUUCGACAAGAGAACUCCAAACUCUAUCUUUGUAUUAGAGAAUGAUUCAUUCAUCAAUUCAUUACAUAUAUUUAAAGAUGGUCAACAUAUUUUGACAGGUGAUUCUAAUGGAAAGCUAAAGGUAUGGGAUACAAGAAAGUCUAAUAAGAUUACUUUGCCCGAAGGUUUUCAUUCCGAUAUUGGUGUCGACGGCAUGGCAGGUAGCAAAGAGAGUUGUCCACCAAUCGAUACAUUCGAUACCUCGCAAGAAGGUAGACCCAUUUCAGGUAUUACAAUGUCAUCUACCAACAGUGAAGGUGACGAUGGUAGAUUUUUAGCUGUUAAUUCUUAUGAUAAUGUUUUAAGAGUAUAUGAUAGAUCAAAGGUAUCGAUUGUUUCACAUCCAUAUUCAUUGGCACCAAUGAAACUGUUACAUUCACUUACAAGUCAUAAGAAUAAGAAUUGGCCAAUUAAGAGCUCUAUCUUUGUAGGAAAGGAUUUCAAUGAUGGUGGUAAUAUUAAGAGAAGUGGAGAACAAACGAAAUCAGAGGAAGACGAUGACGAUGAAAAUAAAUGUGAUGAUAUCAAUCAAUCGGUAUUGCUAGCCACUGGUAGUGCAGAUUACAAUGCUUAUUUAUUCGAUAUUGGUUUUACAAAACAAUCAGGUAAAGUUUUACAAAAAUUGGAAGGACAUACUGAUAGAGUUUACUCUGUCAAGUUCCAUCCUUCGGAACCGAUUUUGGCAUCUUGCUCGGCAGAUUCCACCAUCAGAUUAUGGACACCAAAGAAAAAGAUAUUCAAUCAAUAA
Molecule: messenger RNA, 1734 nt
Organism: Heterostelium album PN500
Lineage: Eukaryota; Evosea; Eumycetozoa; Acytosteliales; Acytosteliaceae
Exons: 8
Coding region: 1-1734 (577 amino acids)
Molecular function (GO): protein binding
Source: RefSeq, a predicted model, not a curated record